Racocetra persica is the source of this 431-nucleotide messenger RNA. Lineage: Eukaryota; Fungi; Glomeromycota; Glomeromycetes; Diversisporales; Gigasporaceae. The record is from the annotation of a GenBank genome assembly.
GACUUGUUGCAAAUCUUAUUACAGACGUUUCAGGAUCAAGCAAAGUAUUUUGGGGAGGCCGAGUAGUGUAUGAUAAUGAAGCCAAAGUAGCAUUGGGAGUUUCAUCAUCAAUACUUGAAUCUUAUGGAGCGGCAUCACAAGAAACAGCAUUCUCUCUGGCUGAAAAUGGACUUAUUGAGUUGCAAAAAUCUUCAAAAGCACAUUCCAAACAUACAAUCUGUAUUGCUACCACAGGGCUUGCAGAAAGAGACGAAGAAAAUAGAAAUUUUGGAGGGGUUUGUUGGAUCGGAAUAGCCUCUAACUGCGGUCCAACAUUUGUUGAACGAAUAGACGCACCUUCCAAACUUUCAAGAAAAGAGACAAAAUUACUAUUUGCUAGAAGAGCUCUUGAGCUGUUAGAAAGCUUCGUUAUCGUUAACGAUUUACCUUAA